CCCAGGAACAACAUUUGUUCAAAGCUCCUCAAACAAGCAGAAAUAAUCUUAAAUCGUCCUGAAAUGAACAUGAGAGUUUUCUACAAGAGUCUGUUGUCUUUACUGGGCUUUUUCUCGGUUCAGAUGAAAGCAGAAACAGAAGUGAAUGUAGCAAGUUGGGGAACAGCCGUUCAGUCGACAACAUAUAGCAUCUUUGCUAACUGGAAUGCCCAAAAUGCUGUGGAUGGGUCGAGCUCCUACUGUUCUCGUACAAAUGAACAAAGUGACCCGUGGUGGAAGCUGGAUCUGAAGAAGACGUACACUGUGAACAGAGUGACCAUCACUAACAGAAUCUGUCCAACAGUAAACUGUGAAAUCUGGAUAAACGGGGCAGUGAUUCGGAUUGGAAACGAUUCUUCAGUUUUAGACAACCCAGUAUGUGCUACAGUUUCCUCUAUUCCAGGAGGAGCAACCAAUAGCUUCUCGUGUCCUGGGAUGAAGGGACGCUAUGUGACUGUGAAUAUUCCUGGAAAUUCAAAGAUUCUUACCUUCUGUGAAGUGGGAGUCUAUGUGAAUUAUCCAGAUAAUCUGGCAACAGGAAGAACUGCCAUACAGUCGUCAACCUAUGGCGUCUGGUUUGCUCAACGUGCCAUUGAUUUCAAUCCUGGUUUCACAAAUUCAUGGAAAGAGUGUUCUUCAACCACUUCUCAGAAUAAGCCAUGGUGGAGGGUGGAUCUGGGUUAUGUUUAUAGAGUAAGUACAGUUGUCAUCACAAACAGACUAGACUGCUGUCCAGACAGAAUAAACGGAGCGGAGAUUCGCAUCGGAAACUCUUUAGAGAACAACGGCAACAACAAUCCCACAUGCACUGUGAUUUCUAGCAUUCCAGCUGGUGUUUCCUCCACUUACACAUGUAACAAUAUGGAGGGUCGAUACGUGAAUCUGUUCAUUCCUGAAGAUUCAAGGACGCUUACUCUGUGUGAGGUGGAGGUCUAUGGAGAAGGUCCUGUUUCCCAAGAAGACUCCUGUGAAGAUGAGACUUAAUUUUGAGUCUGUCUGAAUAUCCAGCUCCUGUCACAGGUGAGAGAGGAAAACGUUCAGAAAUCUGAAUCAAGUUUUAAGAUAUCUGCAUUUUGUCUUCAGUGUGCUCUGGCAGAACGAGGGAUUUCUGACGUG
Molecule: messenger RNA, 1155 nt
Organism: Carassius carassius (crucian carp)
Lineage: Eukaryota; Metazoa; Chordata; Actinopteri; Cypriniformes; Cyprinidae
Exons: 7
Coding region: 64-1023 (319 amino acids)
Source: RefSeq, a predicted model, not a curated record